AUCGCUGAAAUUAAGGUUAUCGUGCAUUGAAAGUUGUUCGGAACAGGAUCACUGUCUCUUGUUUACGUUCCAGCAAGCUGUUCUGCGAAAUAUACUGGACAUUCCCGCUCUCCUGUGGCCCUUUUUCAAAAUAGUGAAAUGGAAACGUGAAGAUGAGUCAUUAUGGCAUCCGGACAGAGGCUUCUAUCAGAUCUCCUUGGAAUUACGAAUGUAGCAACACAGUCUUUGUCAGUCACAAGAGUAGAGAACCAGAUUGGCAGUAAUGGUUAUGGUUCAAUUGUGAAUGACAAAGAAAGGAAAGAAGAUUAUAGGGUAAACUCUGAAGCCCCCAAAAGUGUAGAUGAAGAAAACCAAGUUACUUUUGAUCCAUUUAAUGAUGGUAACAAAUCCAUGUCUGUAAGUGAUGCAUUUGAUGAAAGCCGUUCUACUGAUGUCAAAGUGCCAGUAAAGUUAUUGAGGGAAAUCAAUCAAAAUGCUUCUGUUUCAUCAAGAGAUGUGUCAUCUAAUGAUUCUUCUGAAAGACUUCCAACUCCUGAAGCAACAGAUUUGUUGAAAUAUGGGGUAUUUGUGUCAUCUUCUGAUUUGCAAAUGGAUGCAUCUGCCCCACAAACCUUGGCUGACAACAAGAAACAUCAAAAUGACAGAGGGAACUUGCAAGAGUACACAGUGAAGGUGAGUGGUGGGCUGAAGCAAGGAACAGAGAAGCUGAAUGCAAAGCAAGAUACACCAGAACAAGCAGAGAAAGAGAUUUUAGUGUUGCAGUUUCCACAAGGUCAGAAGAAGACUGUUCUGCAAGAGAAAUUUAAGAACAGGAUGCAGAAUUCUGCCCCUGUUAAGAAGGCAGUGUUGCCUAAGAUUGUUGCAAGUGAAAGAAGUGGAAAUCAAUAUCCAUUAAGAGACACCAAAUUCGAAAGUCAUCCACCCACAAAGUCUGAAGGAGCUGCAAUGCAACCAACUUCUGCUAACGAUGCAGUAUCUUUUGCAGCCAUAGCCACAUCAACAGCUCUUACUCCAUUUUUGCAAAUCCAAAAUGCUCUUGAAAGUACGAUUUCAAAUCUGGUAAACACUAUGGGAAUGGCACAUGAAGCUCAAGACAAAUUCAAAUCUAGGUUACAAGAAAAACGCUAUGAAGAGCUUGAAAGCAAAAUAAUCGAAAUUCUUGAUAAACGAUUUGCGAAUUCUGGGAAAGAAGAGCACAGAGUGAUUCAACGAAACCAAGAGGAUAAAGACAAGAUGACAUCGAUUCAAGGGCCGAUUCCAACCAGUUACGUUGCCCCCAUUUCUCAGCCACCGUUUGUUGCUCAGCCCCUUUUUAAGGCUUCAUAUCCAACAUAUGACAGCGAGCUACAGAUGAUUCCAACCCGAGACGUGGGUAAUUCAAAGAAGACUUCUUCCCCUAUUCUGCCGACUGGUAUUCAUCCAGGAUUUCCAGUCAGUCUUUUGCCUCAACCUGUGCAAAAAGAGCCAGCAUACAUCCCUAGAAGCCGUCCAGUGCCUGCAAAAAUUUUUGAUAAAUCAACCAGCCCUGAUAGCGAUAUAAUGCAUUUGAAAAAUGCGAAAACCCAGACCAGCUCAUCGGAUUCAAGCCUUUUGUCCGAUAAGUCACUCCUAGAGACACCAUUACCUCGAAGUAAAAUUCCCGUCCCAUUCUCAAGGAAUACGCCCAAAAGUGCUGCUUUACGUAAACAAAAGGCAAAACGUUCUUCAGAACAUCGUAACGAACUGCUAAAGAGGAUUUUAAAAGAAGACAGGCACGCAAAAGUGAUCGACAAAGAAAACGCUAAGCCGACAGUUUCUAGUAACUGCCUAAAAAGAGAAGAUACGAGCCCAACGCUAGUAAACGCUGGCGAUCACAGGAUGAAAGACCAAAAGGAAAACGACGGACUUCUGUACGGAGACAAGCCAAUGAAAAAGACAAAAUUGGGAAAAGAUUCACAGAUGAGCCCCGUUGAACUGAUUGAAGAAUACAGAAACGUGCCAGCUCCCAUCGAUCGAUACUUGGUUUAUCCUCUUAGAGAUGAAAACCAGCGGCUCAAAGACCAACCUCUCAUACUUAAAGAUCCACCUGAUGCCAAAAGGGGGCCUGCGACGGGUACUAGAGAUGGGAAGAGCACAACAGAGGGCCACCACAUUGCUGUCAAUAAGGUACUGUCGGAGGUGCAGCAGCGUCGAGAACGACUAGAAAGUAACCUUGGCGCACUGAUAAGGAGAAGGGAUCAGCAAAGACUUUACGAAUUAAUUGAUCGUCCGGAAAGUGAAAGUGCAAAUGAUCUUCAACGCAUUCGUUAUGAAGUGAGCAAGAAAAUUGAUGAAAUUUCAACCCAAAUCAAGAAGGAAACCAACGAACCCAAAAUACCAGCAAUACAUGCUGCAUCUACAGAGGAAAAACAGAAGAAGAAUAUCCAUAGGUCAAAACAAAGGUCUGUUACUGUGGGUACAAAACAGAAGGCAAAGGAUAGUUCCCAGGUGAAGUCUUCAAAAUCAAGAAAAUUACCUGAACAGAAAGAUAAGCCAAAGAGAAAAGCUGUCGUGAAAUCAGAACCAACAAAUGCUCAAGCGGUCGUCAAACCACCCUUUUACGAUGCUGAUCUUCUAGCUGCCGUAUUGGGUGAACGUGUCUAUCAAGCACAUCGCUCCACAGUUCGUCCACCCCAUAUCCAGUUCCAUUCGCCAGCUAAACCUCCUACAGGAACCAAUGGCCUCGGAGUGAAACCCCAAGUUUCUCGUGAACACGAAGCUUCAAGAAAAGCUACUAAACAGAUAGGUGAAAUCGAUGAUACAGAAAAAGAUACAAGCAAACCCAAGUAUUAUUUUCAGCCUACAGAACCGGAUUUCUACAACAUAGAACGUUUCCAGUAUCCUUCAUCCGGUGAGCUUGUCCCUGUUGCCAGGUCACUUGGAAAACCUCGCCAGGAUGAGAAAUUGAGACUUCCUAUUCCGUCUGAAGAUGCUCGUUUGCCAGUCAGUAGUACACCUGUAGCACAGCGCCUGGUAAGCCAGUCCAAUGUCGCAGUUAUUGAAAUAAACGAUGCUACGUCGCCAAAAGAUAUCGAAGACAAGAAAAAGCAGACAAAACUCGUUAUACAGAAUCUACCAAACAUUGUCAUCGAAAAUACACAAGACACGCUAGAAAAUGAAGGGGCCAGUAGAGAGGUUGCAGAUAGUACUGUGAUAACAACUCCCCCAAAACCUGAAGAGUAUACUGACUUUCAAAGCUACAUCGCUUGCACUGACGUCACAGAUAAUGAAGCCAACGACAAAGAGUCACAGGAGAAAGAGAAAGCUUUGCAUUUUGAAGGGUCUGUCAAAGAUGAGCAGCGAGAGUAUAAUGAGCCUCGAUUCCCACCAGAACGUCCUUAUUGCGAGACCAACUCAAAAGGAGUAGAGAUUCAGUACAAGACAACUUUAGAGGAUAAAGCACAAGAAUGGAUUGAACACGAGUUGCUUGCACGAAUCGUAAGUCAGAUGAAUCUACCUGAGGACCCAACAGCAAUCCAACAAUAUCAUGAUUAUGAAAGUGAAGAGUUAUCUGCGUCAGAGGAAGAGGAGGAGGAAGAAGCCGACUGGAUCCAAGAAAUUCUAGGUCCGGGUGGUCUCCAGCUUCUCAUUGAUGCGGGGAUUCCCUUGAACAAAGAGUUGUUAGAAGAUCUAGUCAAAGAUGUCGUAGCAGAAAAGAUCGCGUCACUCCUAGGGUAUCCAAAGGCUGCAAAAACGCCUGCGAGAAAGAGUAUUAUAGAAGAAGAAUUGGUCUCCGAUGUCCUCCCAAAUGUUCUUACCCCGUUAGCCACCCCAGAUUACACGCCAGUCCAGUCUGAAGCAGCCGAAGUGCAUACACCAAUGCUGUCUAGCUUUACAGAAGACUCAAGCCGAGACGACUUGUCUGCAUUGGAUGAAGAAGUGAAAGAAGAUACAGUUAUCCAAAAAGACGACAGCAGCUUGCCAGCUGAAAACUUUGUCAAAAUUUCAACCCCUCCAAAGACGCCCCCAGUUUCUGAAAGUCUUGUAGAACAAAAUUUGAAUGUGGAAACCCCAGUCUCGUCACUGAGAGAAGAUCCGGUACCAACAAGUGUGCCAGAUGUGCAAACUCCCGAGUUGUCGAAAGCAGAGUUGACGCCUCCAGCUCUAGGAGAUUUCGAAAGUACCCAAAGCUUGACUGAUGAUAUCCAAAACGAAGAGGGUUCCUCCCUGUCACAGGAACAGUCGCAACAUGCACCAUCUCCUCGAAUUCUGCCACCCCCGCCGCAGAUUGUUCAAGUGAUAACAAAGCCAGUCUCUGUUCAAAACAGCAGCUUCACCGUUUCUUCAUCAACGGCUGUCGGUACCAGCAUGUUUGAUGGUAUAUCUGAAGGAGAACGGCUUUGGUCAGAUGACGUCAUUCCUGGUCUGUAUAGUGAUGGAGAAUUUCCUCUUUCAGAGGGUCAAGCAUUGGACUUUUUGCUGGAAGAGGGUGAUGGAGAUGCGGGAACAAAUUUCAAAGAUCUGUUGCAAAAUUUAAUCGGGCGAAAACAGGAUCAUGUUGAUGACAGUGCAACUUUGAAAGACACCGAGGACCUAAAUGAGGAUACCCUUGAAGAAGUGAGCAUUAGCGAAGGUGAGUUUCUGGCCAACGAUGAUUACAAUGACCCUAUGGUUAAACUACUGAACCAAAUCCGAAGCCCUUCAAAUGGUGGAUCCCCAAAGGACAGAUUGGCAAGUGAGGGCGAAGUGAGCAGAGGAGAAGAUAUGGAAGGUAUAAAUCAGGAUCCGGUUUUGGUAAGAGGCGAAGCAAUGCUCCCAACUCAAGGUCUCCGGAAGAGGGUGUUGUCUGCAGGCGAGAUGGCAGCCAGUAACAGCAAUAUUUCACACCCUCAAAGUUACUCGAUUGGAGAAGUGAGAAAUUUGCCGUUUAAUAAUGGAAACUCACCUUCUACCAAUGAGAUGCCUAAUAGAUUCAGGAAAGAUAUGCCUGAUAACGAAGCAAUUCGUAGAACUAAUUCUCAAGGGCUGGUCGCAGACACGCAGAGAGCAAUGAGGAAUUUUGAUACAAGUGAGGAACUGAAAAGUGUCGAUCGUAGCCCUGAAAUUGAAGGCAACCAACAUGAGCAAAGUGAGGAUGCUGAAAAUGGCCUCGAGAGGCCUAGAACGAUUCUUGUACAGUCUGGAAAUUUCGAUACAAUGUCUUCGUUUAACUUUACUGAUUCACUGAAUGAACAAAGGCUCGAUUCCUUUAAUGGACAAGGUACCGUGGGUGAAGCGGAAGAGCGCUCUCCUGAUGCUAACCAACCAGCAAAGGAAGUAAGAGAUUUUGUCGACAUGUCAACUAAGAAUCAAGUUGACAACCGUCCACCUACUAAGAUUACAUUGACGAUUCCAUCAGUGGCAGAUGAGGAUAGUUCAGAUGAACUGACAUUAGAAGGCGAUGAUAUAUACAGUCAUGAUGACGUAUCGAACAUAUCACUAUGAUGAUGACUCCCUCCUGUCAAUGAUCCAACAAAUUGAAAAUCUUCCUUUAAAGAACAGAAAAACAAUGCUUGAAACGAUUGAAGAACUGGAAAUUUCUAAUGUUUUCAAUCAUCUUCAACGGCUGCCACUGGUUGUUGACUCUGUUUAUUCUAUAAACAGUUUGCUUGAUCUUUACUUCUAGUUCUGGAAAUUUCUACGUAUUUUUGGUACAUUGUAGAUAAUGUUGACUAGUUUACAAAGAAAGAAAAGAAAAAUAUUAAAUUUAUUAUGAUUUUUGCAUGGUGCAACAUUGCUAAUAUCCAACGAAUCACUUGUUUUUUACUAACUUUCUUGAGUGAUGAAAGUAGCAGUUCAUUUCAGAUGAACGAUGCUCAGUUAUUUGGUCUCAAGUUCUCAAAUUAUGAAAAGGCUUCUUGAGAAAGAUAUUGUUGCUAACGGCUAAUAAAGAUAUUACGCAAAUAAACCUUUCGUACUGUACGUAUUCAGUUUUCCUAUCCACCGUCUAUCGAUUAUCCUCUUCGAUUGUCCGGACUUCAAAUAUCUGGGCUUGGAUUAUCCGGACUUUCCGGUCUGUAGGGAAUGUGAAAAAGCUUUAGGCGUUUUUGAUAAUGCAUCGGGGGCGUUUUUCUUGCUUUCCUUUUAAAAUGGGAUAAGCAGAAAGAAUUAAAGGCCACAGUGGCAGACCAGUUGCUGGAAAUGGCCACCAGAAAGCGUGAGGCAUCGCGCAUUCAAUUAAAGAUUCGCAUCUAUUUUAGGAGUAUUAAGUGUAUUAGUCAGUAAAAAUGUUUAAACGUAAAAAACAGUAGCUGUAGUUUAAACGUAAAAAAGAUAUGGAUACGGUAGACAAUUACAAUGUGACAAACUUCACAUGCACUCGUGUAUAUUUUUUUAUUUGCAUAAAAUGUUUUUCGAAAUUGAAUUUUAUAAUAUAUUUAUAAAAAAAUUCUUGAAAGCGGGAGGUGAGAUUUGAAAUCGGGAAAACAGGAGAUGAACUCCCAAAUCGGAAGACUUCUUAGCAGGAUAUAUAAGGAAA
Molecule: messenger RNA, 6475 nt
Organism: Rhopilema esculentum
Lineage: Eukaryota; Metazoa; Cnidaria; Scyphozoa; Rhizostomeae; Rhizostomatidae
Biological process (GO): smoothened signaling pathway
Cellular component (GO): ciliary basal body; centriole
Source: RefSeq, a predicted model, not a curated record